Messenger RNA from Plutella xylostella (diamondback moth), 3415 nucleotides. RefSeq lists its product as uncharacterized. Gene Ontology annotation, cellular component: nucleus. Gene Ontology annotation, biological process: rRNA processing. Lineage: Eukaryota; Metazoa; Arthropoda; Insecta; Lepidoptera; Plutellidae. Gene Ontology annotation, molecular function: 3'-5' exonuclease activity; nucleic acid binding. The record is from RefSeq and is a predicted model, not a curated record.
UGUUUUGUUUUCGCCGUUAUCUUUCGAGAGUUUCGAGUGUUUUUCUUUGUUUUAAAGUUAAUAUUUUCAGCGCAAUACUUGAUUGUGUAGCUCAAAAACGCAAUCAAAAUGGAGAAUAGACUUCCUGGCAGCGGCGGCGAUAGCAGAAACAGAGCCAAUAGCCGUAAUACACCAAGAGGAAACCGAGCAACCAAAAUUACCCGUGAAGUGGACCCAAAUCUCGAAAAUCGUGCAGAAACAGUUGGCCCUACGGCACCGAAUCGUCGAUCGUUUUACUAUUACAAUUCGAACUCAAAUGGGCACUACAGGUAUCAACCAAAGCGUGGAAAUAAUGCUGUUCAAAGGAGGCCGGUUGACCAAAACUUAGCGCCUAUACAACAAUCAAAGGACCCCAGGGUUACGCUUCAGCCAACACAGGGAUGCAGAAGGCCUGUCAAUGAUGAAGUUAUUAAUGUAGUUGAAAAUCCAGUUCCCCAAAAACAAGCAGCUCCAAAGAAAGACAAAGAUAAAACUAGAGCACAAAGGAAGAAAGCGAAAAGAGAAAUGACUAAGGAAGAAAGGGAAUCCAAGAAGCAGAGAAAGAUUAGACAAUUCAAUGAAUUCAGUCAGAAGUACAGUCAUAUUCCCGAAGAACAGCGGCCAUACUUUAUUCUGCCAAACGGUAUUGUGUUAGCUGAACCCCCAAUUCUAUACACAACUGAUCGGAGUGCCAUAGAAACAAAGCCAAAUAUUAGUCAGUUGAGAUUUGUAGCUCUAGACUGCGAGACAGUUGGUGGCUAUGUUGAGCCCCCAAAGAAUCAAUCGGCUAAUAUAGUGGGAAGGGUAUCCAUCGUGGAUGAAAACCUCGAAUGUAUUUAUGAUAAGUUUGUUAAAGCUAGAACAAAGAUUUGGACAUACAAUACUCGAGUAAGCGGUAUAAGAGAGGAGGACAUGUUAAACGGUGAGGAUUUCUUCACGGUGCAGAAAGAGGUGGCGGCCAUUUUGAAUGGAAAGAUGGUGGUCGGUCACAGCCUUAACAAUGAUUUUAAUGUGCUCUUCCUGAGACACCCACAUGUACUGAAACGGGAUACUGCUGUGUACUUGCCCUUGAGAAGAUACAAUAAUGGUAAAACACCAUCAUUGAAGACGCUGGCCAAAAACCUCCUCAAUUUAGAGAUACAGACAGGAGAGCACGACUCUACAGUCGACGCUAUAACCUCCAUGCAACUGUAUCAGGUGCUGGCCGAAGAAUGGGAAGCGUCUUUGGAAAACCAAAUAGACAUUAAUUCGAAAUCAAAAAUUUUGAAGAGUGAUAGUGUGUGGCUGAAUAAAUCUUCUUACAGCAGAGCGGAGUGUGCCUACUACAAGCAUCUGGCAGAGAAACAACAAGAAGGUUCUACAGAUGAAAACGAACCAACCAACGAUGAAAAGACACCAGAAGUUGCAAAAGAAACGAAAUUAAGUUACAGACAACGAAACAAAAUGGAUGGUAAAAACACAAAACCAAUGACUUCAACUGUGAAAAACGGAAAUCAUUCAAAUGAAAGUUAUGUAAAUGGAAUAACAAAUGAAGGAAAUAACGGAUUUAAUUAUAAAAAUGGUUGUAUCGGUAAUGAUACCAAAGCGUUUGAAAGUUCUAAAGUAAUGAUACCGUCUGUCGUUUCAACUGAAGAUCUAACUUAUGCUGAGGUGCUACUGGCUAAUGAUUUGGAUAACGCUAAUCAUUAUCUUAACAGUACUCUUAAACAUAUGGAGAGUAUACAAACUGGCUACAAGCUCAACAAAAAGACGGAUCUAGAAAAGUCGAUUGCUACUUUAAACAAUAACUUAAGUGAGUUGACAAAUAAGAUGAAAAAUUUAGGAUUGAAUGUAUAAAAAUACACGCAAUCUCACCAUACCGUGCCUAUAAAUUGCACAGUAGUUCUAGUAUAGGUUUGUUAGAUUUUCGGAAACUAUAAAAUUUACGUUUUCUCGGAAACUAUGAUUAAACUUUUGACAGAUAAUGUAUGCAGAUGACAAAAGAAAACCUAAACUUUUUUCGUUUUCAAAAAUUGCAAAACCCGUACUAGACGGUCUGAGCGUUACAAAAAAUCAACUUAAAUAUCGAAAAUUUAAAAACGGCUAUAUAAAAAUUGCAGACUGACUCAUCCCAUCGCGCCAUAUUUGGUUGUCUGUCAAUAUUUCCUCCUCCCACCUAUGUAAUGGCCGCCAUUUUGAAAUUGUUUCUUUAUCAGCCCGUCUUGUAAAGGUUUUGCAAUUUUUGAAAACUAUGAAAGUUUACGUUUUCUUCUGUAAUCUGCAUACAUUUUCAGUCAAAAGUCGCAUGAUAGUUUCCGCUAGAGGCGCCACUUUGUAUGCGAGAAAACGUAAACUUUUAUAGUUUUCGAUAAAUUAUCAAACCUGUACUAGACGCUAUUGGUUGUAGUAACGAUGGCAACAAAUAUUGUUUACCUAUAAAUAUGUGUACGACUCUGUCCAAAUAACGACAGGUUUUAGGUUAAGAUUACUUAUCAUUCCAACAGGGUACUAAAUUUAGAAGGAUACAAACAUGGUUUAAUAACGACUAUGGGUAAAGCCAUCAAUAAGCAUCCUAUUUUUUUUUCUUUUAAGUUCUCACUUUUGUUUUUGACAUCUUUUUGAAAUUAAUAAGAAAUUCAUUUUUUUUGCAAUAUCGUAUUCAUGUUUUACAAACCCUUUUUGUUAACACUUAACAGUACCCUACUAGCUAGGUAUAUAACAUACAUGUAUAACUUUUUCUGCUCAAAGUAAUUAGUGUUGUGCCUUAUGUAUUAUUCCAAAAGUAAAAUCGUGUGAUACUUUAAUAUGUUUUUGGAAAAAAAAUACAUGUUUUAUAAGUAACUACGUAUAAACUGUGCCUUUUAUAAUGAACUUAGGUCGUGGACGCUGCAUUAGACGCGAAAAACACAAAAAAAGGCAUAAAGCUACGUACAGAUCGGCCCAACGAACGCCCAACGAUGGAUAUUUAUCAUACAUAAUAUUUACAGGGCAGAUUGCAGUAACGAAGGUCAACGUAACCCGUUCGUUGGCGUUAUUUUGGCCGGUCUGUACGCAGCUUAAGGCGAAGGCGCGGCACAGGCAUCUUCCCGCUUCAAAACGUUUCAAUACAAAUUGUAGGUAAGCGGCGACGAAACGACGUGUCUAGGCCGUGCUGCUUGAGUAUACUUUAUAAGUUUGGUGCUGAUACUAGAUCUAAGCUGUAACCCUGUCAUUAUUGUAUUUUCUUGUAUAUAGCACUGUUUUGUGUAUCUAUAAAAAAAAUGAAUAAACGUGCCGCUUACCUACAUUUUGUAUUGAAACGUUUUGAAGCGGGAAGAUGCCAGUGCCGCGCCUUCGCCUUAUGUCUUUUCUAUGUAAUUCGCGCCUUAUAGUUGCCCAGUAUUUACAGUUUUUGAAUAAAUAAUUGACUUUAAUAAUA